GGAAGGGUUAACUCACUGCUGGGUGGGAGUGGGCUACCAGCCCUGGGUCUGGAUGUGCACGUCCGGGGUACAGCCAGCCGGCAGGCCUCCCCCCUCUGCCCGUGCCGCCUGCCCAGCCAGCAGGAAGGGGUUAACAACCCUGCGCUUCCUCCUGUGUCCUGUUACUGCUGAGGCAGACCUGCCCGGCCAGCUGGGCAACUUUCCUCCGAGUGCUGCCUGCCUGCCGGCUGGGCGGCUAAAAGACCAACGGGCAAGAGGCAGGGCUGCAGCCCCUCCUGGGGACCCUGCCUCCACCCUUCCAAGGGGUCUGAGCCUCCUGGGAGAGGGUGGGCAUCUCCAGGACCGGGGUCCGUGGUGGAUGGCUCUGGGGACGCUCCCGAGGCUGUGCUGUCCCCCUGCCGCGCAGGUUGGAAGGUCACUGCAGAGGCUGCUCGUGGUCCCAGGGCUGGGGCCAAGGGAGCCUGCACCGGAGACCCAUGUGGAACCCAAGGACGCAGCCGCCCCGCUGAGAGCUCGGUGGCCCAUCCCUGGAGACCGUGACCUCGAGACGGUGGCCCUCGGCCCUCCACCUCCGGCUGGGGCGGGGGCCGCCCAUCUCCAAGUCCCCAGCCAUGACGACCUCAGCGCUGCGGCGCCAGGUGAAGAACAUCGUGCACAACUACUCGGAGGCCGAGAUCAAGGUGCGCGAGGCCACCAGCAAUGACCCGUGGGGCCCGCCCAGCACGCUCAUGUCGGAGAUUGCCGACCUGACCUUCAACACGGUGGCCUUCGCCGAGGUCAUGGGCAUGCUGUGGCGGCGGCUCAACGACAGCGGCAAGAACUGGCGGCACGUGUACAAGGCGCUAACGCUGCUGGACUACCUGCUCAAGACGGGCUCCGAGAGGGUGGCCCACCAGUGCCGCGAGAACCUCUACACCAUCCAGACGCUCAAGGACUUCCAGUACAUCGACCGCGACGGCAAGGACCAGGGCGUCAACGUGCGCGAGAAGGUCAAGCAGGUGAUGGCCUUGCUCAGGGACGAGGAGCGCCUCCGGCAGGAGCGGACCCACGCCCUCAAGACCAAGGAGCGCAUGGCGCUGGAGGGCAUGGGCAUCGGCAGCGGGCAGCUGGGCCUGGGCCGCCGCCACGGAUCCCCGUCCUCCUACAACUCCUCCUCCUCAUCCCCCCGAUACACAUCCGACUUGGAGCAGGCCCGGCCCCAGACGUCAGGAGAAGAGGAGUUGCAUCUGCAGCUGGCCCUGGCCAUGAGCCGCGAGGAGGCUGAGAAGCCCGUCCCCCCAGCCUCCCACAGGGAUGAGGACCUGCAGCUGCAGCUGGCUCUGCGCCUGAGCCGGCAGGAGCACGAGAAGGAGGUGAGGUCCUGGCGGGGAGAGGACUCCCCUGUGGCCAAUGGUGCUGGGGCUGCAGUUCGCCGUUGGCAAGACAAAGAGCCAGAGAGAGAAGAGGGAAAGGAGGAGAAGCUGAAAACCAGCCAGUCUUCCAUUCUGGACUUGGCAGACAUCUUCGUACCUGCCCCGGCCCCGCCCUCCACACGCUGCUCUGCUGACCCAUGGGACAUCCCAGGUCUCAGGCCCAACACAGAGCCCAGUGGCUCCUCCUGGGGGCCUUCCGCAGACCCCUGGUCUCCUGUCCCCUCGGGAAGUGCCCUGUCCAGAAGCCAGCCCUGGGACUUGCCCCCUAUGCUCUCCUCCUCAGAGCCCUGGGGCCGGACCCCAGUGCUGCCUGCCAGACCCCCAUCCGCAGACCUCUGGGCACAGAACUCCCCCCAUCACCAACUCCCCGACACUGGGGCUGACCCUUGGGGAGCCUCGGUGGAGACCUCCAAUGCACCUGCUCUAGGUGGUACCUCACCUUUUGACCCAUUUGCCAACCCUCCAGUAUCCACAGAGACCAAGGAGGGGCCGGAGUGUGCCCAGGCCCUGCCUUCGGGAAAGCCCGGCAGUCCUGUGGAGCUGGACCUGUUUGGAGACCCCAUUCCCAGUUCCAAGCAAAAUGGCACCAAGGAGCCAGAAUCCUUUGACCUGGGUGUACUGGAGGAAGCGCUAACCCAGCCCAGUAAGGAGGCCCGAGCAUGCCGGACUCCUGAGUCUUUCCUGGGCCCUUCGGCCUCCUCCUUGGUCAACCUUGAUUCAUUAGUCAAGGCGCCCCAGGCUGCAAAGACGCGAAACCCUUUUCUGACAGGUCUCAGCGCUCCAUCCCCCACCAACCCGUUCGGUGGGAGCGAGCAGGCCAGGCCGACCCUGAACCAGAUGCGCACCGGGUCGCCCGCGCUAGGCUUGGCGGCCGGCGGGCCGGUCGGGGCGCCCUUGGGCUCCAUGACCUACAGCGCCUCCCUGCCUCUCCCGCUCAGCAGCGUGCCAGCCGGCGUGACCCUCCCCGCCUCGGUCAGCGUCUUCCCGCAGGCCGGCGCCUUCACGCCGCCGCCCGCGAGCCUGCCACAGCCCCUGUUGCCCACGUCGGGCUCCGCGGGGCCGCUCCAGCCGCCCCCACAUCCCGGCACCAACCCCUUCCUCUGAGCGCGGCCCCGCCCUGCCCCGGCUGGCCGGCGCAUGCGCGAGGGCCCGUCCCCGGCGCGGGGCGGGGCUGUCACCCCAGGGCCCGCCCCCGGGAAGGUCGGAAGGGCUGACUCCGCCCCCAGUCCCGCCUGGACGCUCCAAGUGGCCCCCGCCGACCCUCUCUCGCCGCUCUGGAAGCUUGACCCUGAGGACUGCCCGGGGCUGAGACCACGCCCGCGUCCUCAGCUCCCACCGAGUGGACUGUUUCGAGGCGUGGUGUCUGGGUCAGGACCACGGCGCAAACCACCGGCUGCCGUGGGAACGAGUGCUUCGCCGUGUGGGGCACAAAAAUGCUCCCACUUCCCGCACCACCCCCUCAGCCCCGGCACCUUCGCUUCCAGAUGCUCCCCGGGCUCUCCCUCAUUCUCUCAUUUCAUUCAUUUACCACAGAUCUGCACUGGGGGUGAUCUAAUGGCAGGGAACAAUAGGCAGUUGUUCCCGCUCAUUGUGCUCUCUGUGCUGUAAGCACUUUAGACAGAUUAUUUAAUUUAAUCCUUGCAACAACCCUCUGAGGUAGAUAAUACUAUUCCCAUUCAAGACUGGCUACGCAAUUUGUGGGGGCCGGUGCAAAAUGAAAAUGCAGGGCCCUUGCUCCAAAUUAAGAAUAGCAAACUGGGGGCAGCAGGGCAUUAAACCAAGUGUACAGCCCUCGGUCCUGCUGUCACUUUAGAGGUGAGGAAACAGGCUCAGAGAGGUUAAGUGGCAUGCUCAAGGUCACAAAGCUAGCACACACUGGGGCUGCGAUUCAGACUGUCUGGCUCCACAGCCCUGAGCGCCCGGGCUGGGCCCCCCGGUUUCAUCUGCAAAUAUUAACAGCCCGGAACAAAGUGGUGGGCUCACCUGGGAGGGAUCCAAGGGCUGCUAAGCCCACAGCCUCCAGGAGCUCAGAACUCUGGGGAGACAAGCCGGGUAGAGGAGCCCUCAUGUUCCUUUGCUUUACUGAGUCACCUUAAAUCUAGCUCUACCCUUUCCCCUCUUCACCAGGGCAAGAAAUUCAAUCUCAGCCAUGCUGAGAGAGCCUGACCCCUCCCGGGGGCUUCCGUGGGGUCUGAGAAACCAAAGGGAGGGGCAGGGCCUGGUACCUCAUCCUGGGGCCACCUUGGUCACCCCUACUCCUUUUCCGCUCAAUGCUCUCCCAACCGCUGAUUUGUCCUCAGUGCUCAGAGUCUGGCCCUACAAGCAGCCUGCUACUGAGGGAAGAUGGCCUUCUAUAGGCCAGAAGAAAAUUGGGGGGGGGGGGGGGGACAGGAUGCUGCUGUCUUUCUUAAGUGGAAGGGGGAUGCAGGGAAAGGAGCUGCCGGGUUUUGGUUUAGGUUUUGGUGUUUUUUUAGAGGGAGAGAGGGAGUUCUGCUGUGACUGUUACAGGCGGGAUGGACAAGAGCACCUACUAGGAGUCAGACCCCCAGAGUUCAGAACUCUGCUCCAAGAUUUGCAAUUAAUAAUAAUAGUAAUCACUUAGUAAUAAGUGGUUAUGCUCCCUGACCUUGAGUAAAUUACUUAACCUCUCUA
Molecule: messenger RNA, 4064 nt
Organism: Panthera uncia (snow leopard)
Lineage: Eukaryota; Metazoa; Chordata; Mammalia; Carnivora; Felidae
Gene: EPN3
Product: epsin 3
Exons: 10
Coding region: 612-2516 (634 amino acids)
Biological process (GO): endocytosis
Cellular component (GO): plasma membrane; clathrin vesicle coat; endosome
Molecular function (GO): phospholipid binding; clathrin binding
Source: RefSeq, a predicted model, not a curated record